AUGAAGCAAGGCGAUAUCCUUGCGCAAUGGAUACCCUUAUGCCAGACACUUUUCCCAUACGAUGAAUUGGUUCCCAGUCCAUAUAUCGGUGACAAUAGCCCUCUCAAUCAAGAACUAGUGGACCGAUACCGCAUUGUCCAUUCAAAUCAAGCGCAUCCGUUGCCUUCUUUUUUAGACCAGGCGAUACAAGGUCUGAACGAUGAUUGGAUGUCUUCGGAUCAACAACAUAUCCUUCCCCCUCCGCGACAGUCCACUACAGCUAUCAACCACCUACUGAGCGACUUGGUGGGUCCGUAUGUUGCAGGCUAUGGUACAGAAUCAGGCCAUGCUGCACAUUUCGCGGCAGACAACAAUGAUCUCCAUAUGCGCCUAACAAAUGGACUGGGCUGGCAGUACUACCUUGAUGACGUUUCACGCUUCGUCAACGAUGACCUCUUUCUUGAGAAGCAAUUCAACACAAGUCCAGCUAGAGACGUCAGCCACCCUAUGCCGUUUACUCCUAUCGCCAAUUCCAAUCAGCCGAACAAUUUGCAGGUUGAUACAAAUCACUUGACCCUAGCAUCGUUUCAGGAACCAUUUGUAGAGACCGCUUUGUCCGUUGAACAGCCCGACGCUUUCAGUGACACCGCCUUCGAUACAGUGUCGCAAUGUGACGGCUAUCAACAGCUCAGAGCCUCUUCACAUCACGGGGCCAGUCAAAGCAAUUAUGGAAUGCCGCUUUAUUCGGCACCAGUAAGCUUUGAAUAUUUCCCUCCUUUACAUGAUCAACUUGCCAGUGCUACAACCAUGAGCACACAGACCAGCAGUCAAGGUUGGAACCCGGCUUGCUCGUCUUAUAUGGUGUCUUCGUGGACUAGCCCUACCUCAGAUAUAGAGAGCUAUGAUUGUAUAUCAUCACGAUCAGUAGGCGUGCCAGUGAUCCCUCGUCUUCGCCAUGCCCAGCCUAGUUCCAGGUCUCUUGCCGAAGGGCCACUUACAGCUCCACACGACAACAACCCCGCAAACACCACGAGUUGGCCUGCCCAACAGCCGUUCUUUGCUCCGCAGGUGGUACCCGAGGCCAAUCAGCAAAACGAGGCGGCUUCAAGGAUGCCCUUUUGGAGCGCCUAG
Molecule: messenger RNA, 1110 nt
Organism: Plenodomus lingam JN3
Lineage: Eukaryota; Fungi; Ascomycota; Dothideomycetes; Pleosporales; Leptosphaeriaceae
Source: RefSeq, a predicted model, not a curated record